Hypanus sabinus (Atlantic stingray) is the source of this 2470-nucleotide messenger RNA. RefSeq names its product H-2 class II histocompatibility antigen, A-Q beta chain-like. Lineage: Eukaryota; Metazoa; Chordata; Chondrichthyes; Myliobatiformes; Dasyatidae. Bases 180 to 1034 code for a protein of 284 amino acids. Gene Ontology annotation, cellular component: MHC class II protein complex. Gene Ontology annotation, molecular function: MHC class II protein complex binding. The transcript is spliced from 4 exons. Gene Ontology annotation, biological process: antigen processing and presentation of exogenous peptide antigen via MHC class II; peptide antigen assembly with MHC class II protein complex; positive regulation of T cell activation. The record is from RefSeq and is a predicted model, not a curated record.
AUCACCAACGGGGCCGCUCGCGUUUGCCGGGCGCUCGCGGUAAGCAACGAGGGAUGCACGCGCUCCCCGGGCGCGCGCCGUCACCAAUGGUGGGCGGCUCGCACUCUCGCCGGAGGAGAAGCGAAACCAGGUUUGGGCUGGGUCGAGGAGGAGGAGAGUGAGGUCGGUGGGCUGGUUGAAUGUUGGCGGCGUCUCCUCCUGCUGCCGCCGCUCUUUUUGCUUUCGGGACGGUCUCAGCCAUGGGUCGUUAUCCUGCUGCUUGGGCGCUCCUCCUGCUCCUCGUCCCCUGUUCGGGGUCUGCCUACUCGGUGGCCGAGACAGACACAUUGGCAGUCAUCGUCUUCCUUACAGAUGACCCCCGCCCACCAGCUGGGGGAGGUGAGGUGAAGACUCAGGAUAGAAGCAUUGGUUACUAUGACACCACAUUGCCGAGACCACAGUUUCAUGUGGCCAGCUUAGAACCAUUCCGUGCCAUUAUUGAAGAGCUGUUGGCAGAAGAUAAGGACAGCGUGAUCGUAUUUGGAAAGAAGCUGAUGGAUGAAGCGAUGUUGUUAACCAAAAACUCGCUUCCCUCAAAUGAAAUCGGUGAGCUCUUUCUGUACUCAGAGAAACCAGCUGUCAUCGGAGAGGUAAACACUUUGACCUGUUUCGUCAGCGGCUUUUUCCCACCGACCGUGAUCGUAACAUUACAGAAGAACGAGCAGCCUGUCAGUGGCGAAGUUAACUCCUCACACCUCUCAUUUGGCAAAGAUUGGCGAUUUCAGGUGCUCCACUACACAUACAUCCAGCCAGCAGACGGUGACAUAUACUCUUGUAGAGUGCUCCAUAACAUCACCAAAGAGGAAAGAGUAAUUUACUGGGAACCGGAACAGCAAAGUAGUGCUGAAGAAAUGGAUACAAGCCAGCUUGCUGUUUUGAUCUGUGGACUGAUUAUCGGAAUACUUGGCACAGCAGUUGGACUCUCCUUAUGUUUUUGUUCGCGACUGUCUGGCUGCAACUCUUGGAUAGUCGGGAUCAAUCCCUCUUCUCAGUGAGAAAUGGAUCUGCAAUGUUUCACAGUGGUCUGUCCCUUGCUCUGUCGCAAUUAUGUGCACUCAGAUUUCUGAAUAUCAUUCUCUUCAGUAUUAGGUUUGAAAUUCUGUAUUUCAUCUGUCAGUCGUCCAUUUGCAUGCAUUGUCUGGUUUAUACAACAGCAAUCUCCUUCAGAUAGAUAAGGUCACAGGUAGGGUGGGUCAUAAAACGAAUGGCUCAUUCUCUUUCAUAAAUCAAAGUAUUCAGUAGAGGAGUUGGGAUGUUAUGUUGAAGUUGUACAAUACACUGGUGAAGCCUAAUAUGGAGCAUUGUUGUGUUCAGUUCUGGUCGCCUACCUACAGAAAAGAUUUCAAUAAGAUUGAAAGAAUGCAAAGAAAAUUUACAAGGAUGUUGCUGAAAGUUGCAGGACUAGAUUAGAGGAAAGGUUGGAUAGGUUAAGACUGUAUUCUUGGAGCACAGGAAACCAAAGGAGUUUUGAUAGAGGUGGACAAAGUUAUGAGGGGUGUAGAUGAGCUAAUUGUAAGCAGGCCUUUUCCACUGAGGUUAGGUGAGUCCAGAACUAGAGUUCAUGGCUUAAGGUUGGAGUGAAAUGUUAGGGGAAUUAAUUUGCUAAGGAAAUUCAAGUCAAGUUGGUCACAAAUACAUUUUACACGGAUUUCCAAGUGACUAGAGAAUAUCUUCAUUCACAAAUAAGGAAGAAUGAUUCACUAACAGUGAGAUCGCCAAGUUUUCCAAGGAAAAAUAGUCAUAUCCUUUUUUCAUGCUUACACACAGAAAGUCAAUUACAUCAAAGUUAAAAGAAGUGCAAUUGUGCCGCAGGGUGGCCCAAAACUUCGACUGUAAUUUUUUUCCAUAGAUGCUGCCUGGCCUGCUGAGUUUCUCCAGCGUUUUGUGGAUUAUUGCAAGUGUGCUGAGAGCCCAGGCCGAAUGCUGAAUCUUUAUUUAUGAUCUAUAGAUGGUUAACUAAAUCCUAAGAUCCAGUAAGUUGUUAAAGUAGAAAGAUAUAAUUUGAUUUUUAUGUUUGUGAGGGAAUAAACAGGACACUUCUUAGCCUGAGAGAUUGCAAGGGUCCUCCCUGCAAUUUAUGACCUUCACUGUCUUCUUUACACAGCUGUGUUAUGCACUAAGGCCAGCACUAGCGAUAUUGCUAAUUAAAUGAAGGUGCAGGAUGUUAACAACUCAGAUAUUUUAACACUUUAUUUAUAAUUUUCUUCCACACUCUCUAUUUUAGCCCUUCUGCUCUGCUGUGCCGCAAAGCCACCGUAAACCACUUCCUUACCACCGGUUUCUCUAUUUUCACUUCUCUUUGUAAAGUAAAUGUGGUGUAUUUCUUUACGUAUGACCAUUACUGUUGUUGUAACUUAAACUUAAUCAUUAUCUCAGUGGAUUCGCUGUAAAUCUAAAAAUAAAUCUGCAUUGUUUGUGGAGAAUAAAAGAU